Molecule: messenger RNA, 778 nt
Organism: Otolemur garnettii (small-eared galago)
Lineage: Eukaryota; Metazoa; Chordata; Mammalia; Primates; Galagidae
Gene: TRUB2
Product: TruB pseudouridine synthase family member 2
Exons: 7
Coding region: 47-778 (243 amino acids)
Biological process (GO): RNA processing; pseudouridine synthesis
Molecular function (GO): RNA binding; pseudouridine synthase activity
Source: RefSeq, a predicted model, not a curated record
GUCCAGAUCCCACUUUUCCCAAGAACACAGACCGCCGGCUUAAGGUAUGAGGUCCGCUGCCCUGGCGCGGCUGAAUGGGCUCUUCGCGGUCUAUAAGCCCCCGGGGUUAAAAUGGAAGCACCUGCGGGAUACCAUAGAGCUGCAACUUCUGAAGGGUCUCAAUGCUAAGAAACCUCCGGCCCCUGAACAGCGUGUUCGAUUCUUACUGGGCCCCAUAGAAGGCAGUGAAGAGAAGGAGCUGACACUCACAGCCACCAGUGUGCCCACCCUCACCAGCCAUCCACUGGUACGUGGACCAGCAUUCACCAGUCUGAAGGUUGGUGUGGGACACCGUCUGGAUGCCCAGGCUUCCGGGGUGCUUGUGUUCGGCGUGGGACGGGGAUGCGGUCUCCUCACCAGCAUGUACGAAGCUCAUCUCACCAAGGAUUAUACAGUGCGUGGCCUCCUGGGCAAAGCCACGGAUGACUUCUGUGAGGAUGGGCGGCUGGUGGAGAAGACCACAUAUGGUGAGAUCCCAGGGAAGCUGCCACUGCCUCCCUCCAGGUUUGGUUUGGAGCAGGUGGUCAGCCCAGCCCUGGCAAGACUGCAGUUCCUGCUGAUCUGCAGGUACUCCAACCUGGACCUGAAGACCCAGGAAGCCUAUGAGAUGGCCGUAAGAGGCUUGAUCCGGCCCAUGAACAAGUCCCCUAUGCUGAUAACUGGCAUCCGAUGCCUUCACUUUGCACCUCCAGAAUUCCUCCUAGUCUCCUGUCAGCCCCUGACUAACUCCAUCAUUUAA